CCGUCACAAAAACAAAAAGAAGGUUCUUGUUCGUUACUGAAAGCUCCUGUGGCCCCUCUGCCUGCAAGUGUGGAGUUUCAACGAUGACUGGCGACUGAACAACACACCGUCUUCGAUCAUACAACUGAGGACCCUUUUUAAUGUCGGAUAUGUUGCUUAUCUCAACAGUGAAUCCGAACAGCGUCCCUUUACUUUUGUGAACAGUGGCUCUUUUGUCAAUCCAGGGACCCAGUAUUACCAGAUGCAAUCACUCGUCCUUCCCCCUUCUUCCUACAUCUCUACAGAGUUCGGUCAUCCAAGGUUAACCCCAGGCCAAGAGCGGCUUUCGUUCAAUCUCCGUCGAUCGACAAAUGCUGGACGGUACACUCCUCGGGAUUUACCGCCCCCUCGCUCUAUGUCCGGUCCGGUCCCAGCAGAAGACUCGCUGGAGACUUCUGGGACCGCGAGGCGCCCCGGGCAUCCGGAGCUCUUCCAACCAGUAUCAACCGCGAACGUAACAGCGCCGACGACGACACCUAUUGUUGUUUCUGGCUCUCAUCUCCCGUCGGGGCUCGCGGGCGCUGGAGCUGUUUCGGAACCGGUGGUGCAGCGCAUAGUUUCCGCGCCCGGGGAGGAAGUGAUACGGCAACCGCUCGGUGUUAGCGAUGCAUUCGCUUCGACACGACUCCCACCUUCGCUCGGAGCUCAACCUUUAUCGCAGCCUUCGGUGGUUGCCUACGCCCAGCCUUCGUUCGGAUCGUCACCUCCGGAGACCUCUACCCGACCACUACCGCAGAAACCGACGAGACGCACAAAAGCGCAUGUCGCAUCAGCGUGCGUGAACUGCAAAAAGAAGCAUUUGGGCUGUGAUCCAGCGCGGCCAUGUCGGAGAUGCGUCCUGUCAGGAAAAGAGGCUACAUGUGUAGAUGUCACGCAUAAGAAGCGAGGGCGACCGCCGCUGAAGGCAGAAGAAGCAUCCCUCAGAACGUAUGCCGCGCACUUGGAUCGAGCAACUGCUGGGGAGCAUCAUGGCUCUCACUCGAGACGGACACACAUGCAUCGAGCAACCUCCUCGCGGGAAAUACGCCCCGUGACAGAUUUGCAAAUGAUGGGAGGUCAAGCAGGAGCAAUGGCCAUGAGGGCCUCGUCGGGACAUCCGCACCGGUGGUCUGCUUCGAUGUAUCCUCACGCCCUGGAUCCUGCCAUGACCAUGCAAAGAAGCAUCGGUCAUCGGAGAUUUUCCUCCUCUGGAUCAGUUCAGUCGAUGACGACAACAUCACCGCCCACCUAUGUGCCGAUGCCUGCUGGGUACAAUCCCGCGGUAGGAAUGAGUCGCAUGCCUACGGGAGCUGGAAGGCAUUUGUCCUCUUAUACCCACCAAGCUUUGAAUCCUGCGACGACCCCGCCGCAAUACCAACAACAAUUUACUCCGAUGUCACCUUAUGCGGAGACCACGAGAAUGGCAAAUCGAAUGCCGAUGGGGGAAAUGCCAGGAGGAAGGGAUCCUCGUGAAGGGUACGGCGAGUCGCCGGUCAGGCUUCCCCCGAUCUACGCGCCAACGAUGGGAACACCGGCUCAUGUGUCGCAAGGCCAUCGCUUAAGCAGUGACCCAUACCCCGCAGUAUGGUCGUCGCCCAUGCGAGAGGACUACUUGCCACAGGAACAUCGACAACAUAUGCCAUCCCACGGAUAUAUCGAGCCGAUUUCACCAAACAGCCAAAUGCGUCCGGGAGGAUCCGAUUCAGGAUACGUCGAUCCAGCAUUACGACACUUGGGAUCUAUGAUUCCUGGUACAGAAGGACAAUCGCUACAAUUGUCCCCUUCACAAGCACAAACGGAGCAAUCUGCGGCUGAAGCUCAUUCACAAGAUUCAAGGCCAGCUAAGCGGAGAAAAAUGGCCUUGGAUGACAUGGUCAAUGACUAAAAACUGUUAUCAUGUCGUCCCUCAGACAACAAUUCUACUUCCGUUUUCAGAUAGCUUGAUCUGAGGAGGCUCGGCUUGUAGCGGGCCUGCAACAGAGACGAUCAUGACGCACACUUUCUUUUGUGAUAUGCUUCGUUCUCGCUUACGAUCUUUCUCAUAUUUCUGUUCAAAUAUUCAUCAUUUUUCUCUUUCCUUUAUUUCCUAUGUGUUCUCGCAACUCAGCAUCUUUGACUUCCAGCGCAAGAGCGUCGCUCGUCUAGCUACGACCCAUUUUUUUCCUUUGUAUUUCUCUGGAGCGGCAUGAUUGAACUACUCUUGAUAGUAUGUUUCCUAUAUUCUGUUGUUCGACGCAUAGCGUGUUGCAGUCAUUCUCUCAAGAUACACUCCAUGGUUUCUGAUUACUCGGUUUCAUUGUGAUAGACGGCGUUGUGGGAUUCCAAGCAUUUCAACAUCCACG
This is a messenger RNA of Aspergillus japonicus CBS 114.51, 2360 nucleotides long. RefSeq names its product putative C6 transcription factor (gene sclB). The transcript is spliced from 3 exons. The coding region runs from base 242 to 1903 and encodes 553 amino acids. The record is from RefSeq and is a predicted model, not a curated record. Gene Ontology annotation, molecular function: zinc ion binding; DNA-binding transcription factor activity, RNA polymerase II-specific. Gene Ontology annotation, biological process: regulation of DNA-templated transcription. NCBI's taxonomy places the organism in Eukaryota, Fungi, Ascomycota, Eurotiomycetes, Eurotiales, Aspergillaceae.